AUGGCGACGACGAGCUCCCCUCGUCUCCUACCUAUCCCCCCCUCCACCUCCACCUGCACCUCCUCCGCCCUCCCACCAGUCUGUCCUUCCCGCCUCCGCUUCAAUCCACCAGCAGCAGCAGCAGGCGCGGUUUCUACUUCCGCCUUGGGCCGUGGCUGCAGUUCUUGGCUCAGCCUCCGCUGCCGAAGCGCUGCCGGACCCUUGCCGCCCUCCUCCGAGCCACCGCCCCCAUCUCCUCAAGAUUGGCAAGAGAGGUUGUCAAGAUUACAGGAUAUGUUACGGAUAUUCUUUGCAGUUCUGUUCUGGAUGGCACUGUUUUUCUGGGGCAGUGCUUGGGGUGGAAGUAACAACUCAGGUGGCAAGAAAGGCCAACGAUUUCGAAACAAAUCCAAGUGA
Molecule: messenger RNA, 396 nt
Organism: Triticum turgidum subsp. durum (durum wheat)
Lineage: Eukaryota; Viridiplantae; Streptophyta; Magnoliopsida; Poales; Poaceae
Source: the annotation of a GenBank genome assembly